Fusarium verticillioides 7600 is the source of this 256-nucleotide messenger RNA. RefSeq lists its product as hypothetical. The coding region runs from base 1 to 252 and encodes 83 amino acids. The transcript has a single exon. The record is from RefSeq and is a predicted model, not a curated record. Lineage: Eukaryota; Fungi; Ascomycota; Sordariomycetes; Hypocreales; Nectriaceae.
AUGUCUCCCCCAACAUUUGACGGCGAUGCGAUGCGCUGUGCUGAGACCAUGGUGUGUGAUGUGGAAGAGCCAAUGCAUAUAUUCAUGGAUAAGGUGACGUCCAAGACCAUGGACACGGUUAGACCCCGCCAGUCAACCAAGGCAGUGCACCGUGGCAAGAACCAGUUUCGCAGCAGGAUGAUCCUGUCGACCUCACCUCCCGAAGUGCGCGUGAUGCAAGCAUCAGCUUUCAGGUCUAUCAACUCAAAAUAACACU